This is a messenger RNA of Sabethes cyaneus, 2603 nucleotides long. RefSeq names its product polypeptide N-acetylgalactosaminyltransferase 3 (gene Pgant3). The record is from RefSeq and is a predicted model, not a curated record. NCBI's taxonomy places the organism in Eukaryota, Metazoa, Arthropoda, Insecta, Diptera, Culicidae. The coding region runs from base 219 to 2207 and encodes 662 amino acids. Gene Ontology annotation, cellular component: Golgi apparatus. The transcript is spliced from 4 exons.
AAUAAUAAGCAUUGAUGGGCAAUCGAUCCGUUACCGUUGCCAAGUUUUGAUCCAAGCGGGGGUCUGUAGAAUGUGACGUGCUCUAUCGGUUAUUUUCGGUGGAUGGCGAUUACGUAGCGUAAAAUCGGUGCAGGUGUAAAAUCAGAAGCAAACUGGCAGGUGCAGAAAAAGUCCAGCUGCAUCAACGAGCACACGAGCGGGCCAGGCCGCCGUUUACAAUGUUCCGACUGCGGGUUAAAAUAUUCUACAUUUAUAUCAUCAUUUCGUUUAUGCUUUCCGCCUAUCUGUUUUAUCUGAUCUCGAAAUAUUCGGUGGAAAAGUUCAUCAACUACCAGCGACACGUGAAAAGCAGUAAGUUUCAUGAGCGUCCCCGAAUACCGCAGAUUGUGGGCCACUACGUAGGAGCCGGAGGAGCAGUGGGAAAUGUUUCCAAAGAUUUCUUGAAUACAAACAACUUUGCACCCAUUCCCGGUGUGGGUGAGAACGGCGACCCGGUUGUGAUACAGGCGAAGGAUCUUCUAAAAAUGCAGCAACUGUUCCAGUUGAAUCGCUAUAAUCUACUGGCCAGUGAUCGGAUUGCUUUCAAUCGAUCGCUACCGGAUGUGCGAAAACCUAAAUGCUUAGCCAAGGAGUAUCCUUCUUCGCUGCCAACGACGUCAAUUAUUAUCGUCUUCCAUAACGAAGCCUGGUCGGUGCUGUUGCGGACGGUGUGGAGUGUAAUUAUACGAUCACCCAAACAUCUGAUCAAGGAGAUUCUUCUGGUGGAUGAUGCUAGCGAUCGAGCCUUUUUAAAAACACCUUUGGAGAACUACGUACAAACACUUCCGGUGGUGGUUAGUGUGCUAAGGCUCAACAAACGAGAAGGUCUGGUUGCGGCGCGUUUGAUGGGAGCUCGUGUUGCUACCGGGGACACCUUGACAUUCCUGGAUGCCCACUGCGAGUGUUCACCUGGCUGGCUGGAGCCCCUGUUGGCACGGGUUCGCGAAAAUCCGCGAAAAGUCGUCUGCCCGGUGAUUGAUAUCAUUUCCGAUGAUAACUUUUCCUACAUUAAGAGUUUUGAGUUCCACUGGGGUGCGUUCAAUUGGCAGAUGCACUUUCGUUGGUACACACUGAGUGAGGAAGAGCUGGCGGAACGGCGAAAGGAUACGACGCUGCCGUUCCGGACGCCGGCCAUGGCCGGUGGAUUGUUUACGAUUGAUCGAAAGUUUUUCUUCGACAUUGGAGCCUACGACGAACGGUUGAAGAUCUGGGGAGGCGACAACCUGGAGAUGUCGUUUCGGGUCUGGCAGUGCGGCGGUGAGGUGGAAAUAGCACCCUGCUCGCACGUUGGGCAUUUGUUCCGAAAGAGUUCACCGUACACGUUCCCGGGGGGCGUCAGUGGGAUUCUUAAUGAAAAUCUUGCCCGGGUGGCUCUGGUUUGGAUGGAGGACUGGUCAAAGUUCUUUUUCAAGUUUAACAAGGGUACGGAAGAGUUUAAAAGUCUGAAUGUCUCAAACCGAAUUGCAUUGAAGAAGCAAUUGAAUUGCAAAUCCUUUGAUUGGUAUUUGCGUAAGAUUUGGCCUCAGAAUUUCUUUCCAGCGCCGAACAAAUUUUUCGGUCGCAUUCAGCCCAUCGAUCUCAGCACUUUUGAUUAUCAGGAGUACAUCACUUUGAUGAAAAAGAUCAAUCUGAUCGUAAAAAAUCUCAAUCCGGAGCUAAAGUGGAAGUUUCUGAUAAAGUAUCUUUCGGAAAAUGUAAAGAAAAUUGCCGAAUCGAUGAAAAUUGCCAAGCACAGUUCUUACUGUUUGCAAAAGCCAAAAUCAAACUCGCUCAUCAAUCAACCGUACGGACAGUCGUUUCUGAAGAAAUGUUCGCUCUUGAUCAACAUCCUCGACGAAGAAUUCGUGAUAGAUGACUACGGCCGAAUCAUGACCGAUGAGGGCGUCUGUUUGGAUUCGUUCCGAAAGACCUCCGUGGACGGAGGUCAGCUGAUAGAGAGUGCCAAAGGGAUCAAAAUGGUAACCUGCGGAAGCAAUAAGCCCAACCAACGGUGGAUUUACGAAACCGAUACCUACCACGUGAGAAACAUGAACGGAGACGAUUGCCUCGAGCGAGGCAUGACGCUGAUCAAGGACGACAGCGACGACAAGUACGAAGUGUUCCUCAAUCCGUGCGAUGUGCGAAAUGAGCUGCAGAAGUGGAUGCUAUUUCCAGUGGCCUGGAAGUGAAGCUGACUUUUUCCCAUCUCCUAACUCAACAAAUACUCUAAUGCACUAGUUAACAGCCAGCAGAGCACUUCAAUUGUAAAGAUAGACAAGCAAAAUGAACAGUAUUUUAGAAUCAUUUCAUCGGGAGGUACUAUUAGGUUCAAUUUUUCCCCUGCGGGAAAAAAGACUAUUAAAAUACAAAUGCAUGAAACUACAUGCCAAACAUUCCAGACGUAUUGCUCAAUGGCAGAAGUAUGCACAAGUGAAACUAAUUUUGUGAAACAAAUACUUUAAGAUUAGGUUCGAAAAGCUUUUGCUAACAAUUUUACCACUUAUCCGAUCAUACUGGUACUGACGUAUGUACUUAUUUUGUCCGUUAAGAUUAAGUUUGAAUCUGUGAUAUUACCGUCAUUCGAG